Messenger RNA from Prorocentrum cordatum, 333 nucleotides. The record is from the annotation of a GenBank genome assembly. Lineage: Eukaryota; Dinophyceae; Prorocentrales; Prorocentraceae.
AUGACUUCGACCAUGACUUCGACAUGCCCGACGACGGUGAGCACGGAAUUCGCACCCACAUCGCCUACACUGACAGGCAGUACAGCCACACCCGGCGUUUCACAGAUCUCGCCCUCCGACAGCUCCAUCUCGGGCUCGUGGGCCCCGCCUCACCCGCCGCAGGGCCCCGCCGCAGACGCCGGGUUCGUGCCGGAGGACCCAUCGGAUUUGGUGGACUGCCACGGCCACCCCGUGGGCGGGCACUGCCUCAGGCAGGCGAGCACCCCUGCAGGAGUCCGCAAGGCGCAAUGCUUCACGCGUGUCACAUUGCACGUCAGUUGCCGCAUUCAAUGA